GUGCAGUAGUGCAGCAGUGUCCCCGUCGCGUUUUAGCAGUGCGUCUCACCAUGGCUCUCGUUGCGAUGUGCGCCCGCGCCGCGGUAGUGAUCUUCAUGUUGGUGGUGAUGGUGUCGGGCAGCGCGAGCGCGCGCAUCACAGCGCCGACCUCGGAUUACAACAACCUGGAUACCCCCGACAGCGCCGACCUGGUGGACACGCCCUCGCCGUCGACGCCGGCGUCGUCCGGGGAGGUGGCGGCGGCCUCGGACGAGGCGUCGUCGCUGGUGCCGUGGACGGUGGGCGCCAUGAGGAUGCUCCGGCGCGUGUACCUGGAGUGCCGCGACGACGACCUGGGCUCGUGCCUCAAGGUGCAGGUGAUCCACGCCAUGGACCGCGUGGCGCGCUCCACCCGCAAGGUCGCCCUGGGCGCCGGCGUCACCCUGGAGCGGGACAGCGACGCCCCCGAGCAGGGCGCCGCCGUGGACGACCUGGAGCAGACGCUGCCGCGAUCCCUGCCGGAGCGGGAGCGCUCCCUGGACAAGCUCAUCAUGGAGAAGCUCUUCGGCUUCCUGCAGAACUACUCCCUCAGGCUAAAGCUGCCCUCCGUCGCCGAGCUCAACGGAGCCGUCGGAGCUGCCGGGGAGGACGCCCGGCGGCGCCGCCAGCCCUUCGGCGGCAUGAUGGGGCUGGGCAUGCUGCUGGCCGGCUCGCUGCUGCCCAUGAAGUUCGGCAUGCUCGCCAUGCUGGCCGGCAAGGCCCUGAUGCUGUCCAAGCUGGCGCUGCUCAUCUCGGCCCUCAUGGCGAUGCGCAACAUGGGCGCGGGCGGCGGCUCCUCGGGGGGCGGCUCCGCGCACCACUGA
This is a messenger RNA of Thrips palmi, 842 nucleotides long. RefSeq lists its product as uncharacterized. The coding region runs from base 51 to 842 and encodes 263 amino acids. The transcript has 2 exons. NCBI's taxonomy places the organism in Eukaryota, Metazoa, Arthropoda, Insecta, Thysanoptera, Thripidae. The record is from RefSeq and is a predicted model, not a curated record.